GGUAGUAGGUAGCAGGGUUGAGGAAUUGCAGGAGUAAGGUUAAAUCUAUUGUUUACUAAACUUUUCCAACAAUUACAGCAACAAUAUAAAACCUAGAAAUCGUAUUGUUGGUUUAGGUUUAGUUGUAUUGUUGAAACAAUAAAACCAACGAUGUCUAUACCUUUAUUUCCAACUUUAAAACCCAAAUUGUUUGAUUCAGCAUGGUUUAAUGUUGAUCAACCGUGUGACGAUGAAAACGAAGUUACGCAGUUGGAACAAGAAUAUAUUGCAUGGGAGGAAGCUGUAGGAAACAAGUACAGUGACAUUACUCCAAUUGGAAAGACUUCCACAGAGAAUAUGGACGAUGAAGAGGAGGAAGACGACGAAGAUGAUAAUGAUGAUGAUGAAGAAUCAGAAACACAUGAUGAGGAAGAAGAGGAGGAAAUUGAAAUGGAUGUUCCCUAUGACUCCAACUCUUCAGUAGGGGCAAAUAUUAGAAUGGUACAGGGAAAUGGAGGAACGUAAAGAUACCGACUGAUAAUUCACUAAUGUUUUUGAUUACUUUCAAAUGUUAUAUGUACCUAUGCUUUUUUAUAUUGUAUUAUUAAAAACUCAUAAGAAAAUAUAAAAAUACAACUUA
Agrilus planipennis (emerald ash borer) is the source of this 619-nucleotide messenger RNA. Its product is annotated as anaphase-promoting complex subunit 15B. Lineage: Eukaryota; Metazoa; Arthropoda; Insecta; Coleoptera; Buprestidae. The coding region runs from base 151 to 504 and encodes 117 amino acids. The transcript has 3 exons. The record is from RefSeq and is a predicted model, not a curated record. Gene Ontology annotation, cellular component: anaphase-promoting complex. Gene Ontology annotation, biological process: regulation of mitotic cell cycle spindle assembly checkpoint.